UCAGUAGACGGAGGCUCCGCUGCGGAGAGACCGGGGAUAAACUGCGCGUCUCUCUUGUGCCCGUUUCUCCGCGGAUGAGCCGGUGCUUGUCAUUGCUUUACCGUCACAAACUGUUCGAGAGCAAUCACAGCUUCUUUCGUGUAGUUCAUUUAAUUUCACGUGACUGAAGUUCCAGCAGACUCGGCUCAGUUCGGCUCGGCUCGGCUCGGUUCGGCUCGGCUCGGCUCUUUCUCCGCCAGAGGCACCGGUUCUCAGCUGAUCUUCAGUCGGUCGGCCGGUGUGGACUCGUGCUCUCAGCUCUGACAACGUGAACGACUCCGGGAUGGUGUGUGUCGGCGCUGCUGGGCUCCAGGUUCUUGCUAUUCUGCUUGUGUUCUCAGCAGAAUGUGGACUGACUCGAGCCGAGACUCCGGCGACGGUCAGAAGAGUGACCCAUCCUCCCCUGCGACGCCCGUUAUCCGGCUCCGCUCUUCUCCCGUGUGUGUUCACCCUGCCAUCCGCCCUGAUCCCGGGACACGGGCCCUUCAUCCGCUGGAGCCGCGGCGCAGGAGCGCUGGAGCACACGGUGCUGUCGGCUCGGGACGGGGUGGUCAGGGUGCACCGGGCAUACGUGGGUCGGGUCAGUCUGCCCGGAUACUCGGCCGAUCCGCUCAACGCCUCGCUGGUGCUUUCCCAGCUCCGCUCCAACGACUCCGGGAGCUUCCGGUGCCACGUCGCUCUGGGAGAAAAUUAUGAGCAGGAUACGGUCAACCUGGAGGUCACAGGUGUGGUGUUUCACUACCGUUCUCCCACGGAGCAUUAUUCGCUGUCGUUCCCCGAGGCCGUUCGUGCGUGUGAGGAGAACUCGGCUGAGGUCGCGACCCCUGAGCAGCUGUGGGCGGCGUUUCACUCCGGCAUGAACAACUGUGCAGCCGGAUGGCUCAGAGACCAGAGCGUCAGGUAUCCCAUACAGAGACCUGAGCUUGGCUGCCAUGGACACGCAGAGUUUUCUUCUGGAGUGAGGAAUUAUGGGAAACGGGACCCUUCGGAACUGUUUGAUGUUUACUGUUUCGCCAAUGACAUGCAAGGUGAAGUGUUUCCCGCCGGUGUUCCUGACGGACUGACUCGUCCGGAGGCAGUGGAUCACUGUACGGCUCUGGGCGGCCGGCUGGCGACCGUGGGUCAUCUCUAUCUGGCCUGGAGCUCUGGCCUGGAUCACUGCGCGCCGGCCUGGCUGUCUGACGGCAGCGUGAGGUCCUCCAUCAGCUCGCUGCGCUCCGACUGUCCCACUGGAGAACCUGGCGUCCAAACCUUUUCACCAUCAGAACUAAACAAUGGGACGGCACGCUUCGAUGCUUUCUGCUAUAGAGAAGAGAAAGCACAGAAGCCUCUCACAGGCAUCGUGAAGUCCUUACUGAGACCAUGGAGGUACAUGACCGGAGACGACAGUUCGGAGGACGCGUCCGAAUCCUUCGCCUCUAGCACGGAUGCACAGAUCACCGUCCAGCCGGACCAGCCUGACCUUCGACCCUCGAACUGGACCGGACAGGUGGAUCUGGACAAAGAGCCACUGAUGACCUCUGAACCCACCGAGCUCUCGGCCGAGUAUCUGACGGUUCGUCUGCGCGCCGGAGACACGUCUCUGGACUGGAGCGGUCAGCUGGACUCGUUCCCAGACAGCCCACAGGUGCUUCCUGAUCUGAGUCCGGGCGGCUCGGCCCGAGAGGAAGAGGACGAGGACGAAGGUCUGUCCGGUCAAUCCCUGAGCUCUGUGACUCCUUCAGAGGCUCCUCAAGACAAGACCAAGAGUUCCCUCACCAACAUCGUCAGCUCCUUAUGGAAACCCUGGAGCUACUUAACAGGAAGUGAAGCGGAGGGGACGACCACGAGCACAGCUGCGACGGAGACGCCCUCAACAGACGACAGAACCACUGCGACGCCCAGAUCAGGACAGAUGUCAUGGAGCCCCUCGUGGCUGCCCAGUCCCUCAACCGUCACUGAUAAAUUAAUCACCUCAUUUCCACCCACGAGUUCAGUCGUACCAACCACAGUCCCAGCGAACGCCACCAGAGACGGACCGAGCGACAGUCAGACUAGUCGACCCACACAGGACGGUCCGGCGACCGCAGCCGGUUGGGUCGUAGUGACUGAAAUACAUGAGCAGAAAACCCAAACCCCUGAACCUAAAGUCUCCGUCUCUACCGAGAACUUCUCCGGAGAGAGUCGAAUGCUGGAGACGGAGGGAAGCUCGUGGGGCGACACGUACCCAUCAUCUCAAACGCCGCUGAUGGUGGAGACGACGAGAACAAGUUCCUUCUCCACCUCUGCACACGGACUCGAGGCUCGUGGAGAAAUCCAGUACAGACGCAGAAACAAACCCAAGAGACUCAACCAGAGCACCACUGAGAUGACCACGAGUGCCACCCAGAGCAUAACAACUUCCUCCGCUGAGAUGUCCAGCACUGGAGACACUGUGACGAUCCUCUCGACGUCUGCAGACCAGACUCAGACAUCAAGCUUCGCCACGACGGUCCCCAGCGAUGUAGAGCAGGAUCUGAGCAGCGCUGAGGCCGUCAGGAAGAACAGCUCCACUGGAGAAGAAGCGGAUGACAGAUGCAGCUGUCUGCACGGAGGGACGUGUCUUCCUCACGGAGAGGGUUUCCGCUGCUUCUGUCCGCAGGGUUACGCAGGAGAGAGCUGUGAAAUCGAUGUGGAUGAGUGUCAGUCGAACCCCUGUGAGAACGGCGGCACCUGUAUCGAUAAAGAGGACUCGUUUGUGUGCCUCUGUUUGCCGAGUUACAGCGGAGACCGAUGUGAGAGAGACACAGAGGGCUGUGAACACGGCUGGAAGAAGUUCCACGGUCACUGCUAUCGUCUGUUUCCUGGCAGACACACCUGGGAGGACGCAGAGAAGGACUGCAGGGAGCACAGCAGUCACCUGACCAGCGUCACUUCCUCCAUGGAGCAGGACUUCCUCAACGGUCUGGGUCAUGAGAACGUCUGGAUGGGGCUGAACGAUCGUACCGUGGAGGAGGAUUUCCAGUGGACUGAUGGGAUGGAUGUUGUGUACGAGAACUGGCGUGAGAAUCAGCCGGAUAACUUCUUCGCAGGCGGAGAGGAUUGUGUGGUGAUGAUCACCAGAGAGGACGGCAAAUGGAACGACGUGCCCUGCAACUACAACCUACCCUACAUCUGCAAGAAAGGAACCGUGAUGUGUGGCACUCCGCCGGCCGUGGAUAACGCCUCUCUAGUGGGCCGCAGACGCUCACACUACGACAUCCACGCUGUGGUUCGGUACCAGUGCGCCGACGGCUUCUUCCAGAGACACAUCCCGACUGUCCACUGCCGACCCUCCGGGACCUGGGAGAGACCCAAGAUCAUCUGCACUAAAUCACGGCGAUCUCACCGUUAUCGUCGGCAGCAUCACAGAUCUCGGCGCGAGCAUCGACGACAUCGGAGACACGGAUCGGGGCACAGGGGGCGGGAUUAAGCCACGGGGGCGGAGCUGAAAGCAGGGGUCGUGACCUCUGUGCCUGCGUUUCCAUCUUAGAGGGAACACAGCAGAUGGACAGGACAGAAAUAACCGUUCUUUUUUUUAACGCUGUUAUUUAGUUUACACUAACCCUCUAUUCACAUCUUCAUUAGAAAGUGUUUUUUAAUUGGUUAUUUCAUGCAGAUUUAACUCAUGCUCAUAGUUGUUCAACUUUAGAUAUUUUGGAUGUAAUGCUUUAAUGAAAUACUCAAUGUCCAAACUGCCCAAAAUGAUUCAUAUUCCUGAAAUAAGGCGCUCUUCGAGCCUUUGAAUGGCACAAUAAUGAAUUACUUUUACCCAUGAGGCUUUACUUUGUCUUUGUUUUGAGUGUUUGCUGAUGAUUUGGAUUAAAUGGCCACUUUUUAACUCUUAAAUGUGAAAUGUUGGAGUAGAAUCGUAGUGAAACGACUUAUGUUCAUAAAUGAGUGAAUUUCAUGAAGGAAAAGCUACUUCUGCUCACAUUUCAUACCAAUAUGAAAAGAAAAAAAUAUGUGAAAUUAUAUUUUUCAUAAAGGAAAUGAAGCCUGUUUUUUAAAUCAUUGUUUUUUUUAUUUUGUGUGUUUUUUUUUUUUUUUGCAUUAUGAUAAUUAAAUUACAUUUACUCUCAAAUUAAAUAUCCAAAUAUUAAUAAAAUCCUGUUAUCAUCACUGUAAUAGAGGAUUAAAAAUCAAAAAAGUUUUUAAAUAAAAUGAUAAAUUUAGCAUUAAUAAAUGGUGCUAUGAAAUAUACUUAAUUCUUUUAAAUUGACUUUACAAUUUAUAUAUAUAAUUCUUAAUAUCAUAUGACUAAUUUCAACAUGUUUAAUUGUUGUAAAUAUAACGUCAAAAAGAAAAAAGUUCUUUAUACCAAUGUUAUUUUUAUCAAUAUUUUCAAUUAUUUAUUAUUUUUGCAUUUUCUGUUUUCAUUAAAAUGCCUAAUUAAAUUAAUUUCAUUUUCAUUUUAGGGUGUUUUUAUUAAGUUUUAUUUUAAUUUGAGCAAUUUUGAUAUAUUAAGUUAAACUGAAUUAAAAUGAAAAUAAAAAAUGUUGCCAUGCCAAAUUUAUUUCAAGCAUUGAAAAUGUUUUUUUUUUUUUUUUUUUUUUUUUUAGUUCUCCUAUAAUAACCCUGCUUUAUGCAAAAUGUAAUUUCUUAUUUCUUCUGGAUGUUGGGGUGAAAUGUGAGCAAAACAGAACUGAAGCUGAGUUUGUAAAUGAAUGAGUUAAUUUAUCUUCUCACAUAAACAUCAGAAAGAUCUGGAACGGAGAUGAUUGACAGGUUUUUUGAUUGACUCUGUGUUCAGCUGAUUCAACUGAAUCGUUUCUGUUUUUUUGAAUCUGAAUCAGAAGGAUUUGACUCUUUGAACAGAAACUAACACAGACACACUGAGUCCUCAAGAGGGCGAUAGAGUUUCCUUCAGAUCUCAGUUUUAUUACCAUUCAGCUCGGAAACAUCGAUGCAUCGACCUGAAAGAGAAAACCCAGCCUAGAAGAAAGUUUAUGCAUGAACACAUACUUUACAAAUUGUGUUCAGACACAUUUUAGUUCAUUUCACACACCUGUUACUUGGUUACUUGUCGACAUGUGUCUCGAUGUCCUUCCUGUGUGUGUGUGUGUGUGUGUGUGUGUUUCUGUGUGUGUUUUGAUCAUGCAGUUUUAAUUGUUCUUUAAACUACAUACAAUACUCAAAAAUACUCAGUAUUUUUUUUCCAGUACACAUUUAAACAUUCUUACAUCAAGAUACAGAAACUUCAGAAGCAAAAAAUGUUACAUUUUAUUUUCUAAACAAAAGUAUCAAAAUUAAGUGAGUUUAUAUUUAAAAUGAGAAAAUACAUGACAGUAGGUCAGAAAAAUAAACUUAAAAUGUUUACUUUUCUUCCCGGAUUUGUGGAUAUUUACGCAUUAACUCUUUUUAUUUUAAUAAAAUAUAUGUCUGAAAAAUUUCAAUAAUUUAAAUCUCAAGGUUUUUAGUUAAAAUUUGAAAUUUUGCAUAAAUUAACUAUCUUGAAAUAUGGUUAAUAAAACACUUCACAAAUACACUUAAAAUACAUUUUUUUCUUUUGAGUUUUAUUAAUUCAUUUAACAUUUUCUUACUCCACUGACACAUAUUUAUACUUGUUUUAAGCAUAAACUCACUUAAUUUGAAUAAUAUUUAACUUAAUAAUUUAAGUAAGUUUGCUUGAUUUGAGACAGUUGUACUGGAAAACAAGACAAAAAUACUGAUGAAGAAAUAAAACAUUUUGCAGUUGAGGAUCUGUUCCUAAACCUAGUGAGCUUCCUAAAUAGACAACUUAAAGAUGCAGUUUUUUAAUAUCACUUUGCUAGAAUGCCAGAAUGCUUGCUACAAGCUCAAUUAAAUCUAAUGCAAUAUAUGGGACGAGGUUAAAAACAAGGAAAUCUAAUUAAUGCAUUAUUUUAUCCAUUUAUCCUUUCAAUUCUUGAAAUCAAAUGGUGUUUAACACACAGACGUGCUUCCGAAUCUCUCACUUGUGAGGGUCAGUCUCCAUUAGGAUGCUGUCUAUGUAGGGAGCACUAGGUUUUGGAGCAGAUGUGUUGCUUGUUCUCUUUUCCUCUCAGUAUCUUCUGUUUUCUCUGUCUUUAUUUAUAACAUGGACUCUUUAGGGAAGAUGAUAUAGUGAAUAACUCACAUAAUCACCCUUCAGUUUGCUCUGAGCUUAUAGGUCCACUUUCUUUCAUCUUCACUCAUUUAUUCUUUCAUUGUUGACUUGUCGUUUUUUUAGUAUCUGAGCACAUUUAAUCCCCCUGUUUUUGUACAAUAACUAGCAGAAGUGUCAUGGAAAUGUGUAUUUCUCACAAUAACAAGGAUAUGUUUGGAUCUCUUUAUUAAAACGGCCGUCAGCUGAGAGCAUGGCUCAGAUCAGUCUGCUUUCUGAGCUCAAACUUUCAUGUUUUUAUGCCUCACUUCGCGUGUUUGAUGUGUUUUUGUUCUUUAUUUUAAACUCGAGACAGACCAACAAUAAAAGUGAUUGGAUCAAAA
Molecule: messenger RNA, 6483 nt
Organism: Carassius gibelio (silver crucian carp)
Lineage: Eukaryota; Metazoa; Chordata; Actinopteri; Cypriniformes; Cyprinidae
Product: neurocan core protein
Exons: 16
Coding region: 323-3469 (1048 amino acids)
Biological process (GO): cell adhesion
Molecular function (GO): hyaluronic acid binding; calcium ion binding
Source: RefSeq, a predicted model, not a curated record